AGCAGGCAGCUCAACUUCAGCUGCCCUGGCACUUCAGGCACCCUUGCCACAGACUUUAAACCAAGCCCUAGCUCAGCUCCAGACAUUCACAACACCCCUGGCAGCACCAUGAGCCCAGGAGUUUUCCUCCUCCUGGGCCUUCUCAUCCUCAGGGCAGAGCCGAGCAUAACACCAGAGAAGGGCGGGGACCUGCAGAAACCGGGGAGGUGUCCACGGGACUUCAUGCGCUGCUUGCGCCUGGAUUCCCCACUCUGUGCCAAUGACUCCAGCUGCCCCGCUGGGCUCAAGUGCUGCCACUGGGAGUGCCGGCUCCGCUGCAUCCCCCCGGCAGAAGAGAAGCCCGGUGCCUGCCCGGCAGCAGCCCCGGAGAGGCUCAUUGCCGCCUGCUCCUUCCCCUGCCUGGAGGACAAGGACUGCCUGGGAACGCAGAAGUGCUGCCCGCUGGGCUGCGGCUCUGCCUGCUUGGAGCCGGCGCAGGACCAGCCCAAGCCCAGCGAGGGCCCCACGGUGCAGCCAGGACCAUUCCGGGAGCGGUGCCGAGAUGACGGCGACUGCCCCGACGCGCAGAAAUGCUGCAACAGCAGCUGUGGCCAGCAGUGCCUGCCGGGAGCCCCGGCCGAGGACACCAGCCCUGCCCCAGUCACUCAAAGGCCACUGCAGCACAAGUGGGGAUGCCUCAAGGACCAGGACUGUCCCCCAUUCCAUGUGUGCUGCCACCAGCUGUGCACCAGGCACUGUGGGGCAAAGAGCCAAGGGAAGGACGGAUUCUGCCCAGCCCGUGCCGGGCUGUUCCCCAGUUACGACUGCAGAGCCUGGUGCCGGCACGAUGGCGACUGUCCCCGCAAGGAGAAAUGCUGCCUCCGUGGCUGCGAUUAUGUCUGCCUGCCCCCAUCCCGAGAGAAACCAGGCAUCUGCCCGCUGGCCGAGGAGGCUCCGCUGGCCCCGUGUGGCAUCACCUGCACCGAGGACUGGCAGUGCCCGGGGGCUGAGAAGUGCUGCGGCAGCAGCAGAUGUGGCUACGUGUGCUCAGCCCCCGAACCAGACAAACCCGGUGAGUGCCCAAAGGUGAGGCCACACCACUCAUCGGAACCGUGCACGGAGAUGGAUUCCUGCAGCCACGACAGGGACUGCUCCCGGCAGGAGAAGUGCUGCUUCUCUGGCUGCGCCAUGCACUGCACCCGCCCUGCCCGAGAGCACCCCGGAGAGUGCCCCCGGGCAGAGCCGUGCUGGGACACGCGGCGCCGGCGAGGGAGCCAGUGCCUGGAUGACAGCGUCUGCCGGCGACAGGAGAAGUGCUGUGACACCGGCUGUGGCUGGGAGUGCGUGGCCGUACCCAGAGCCAGCGGGGACAAAGCUGAUGGUCAGUGUGUGGAGGAGUGCCAGACUGAUUCACAGUGUCCCCGGGGACAGCGGUGCACCAGCAUCAGCUGUGGCCACAUCUGCAUGGACAUCCCUGGAGGCAGAGUGGGAGUGUGCCCCAUCCCCAGGGAGGGCGGCACGUGCUUGGACCUGUGCAACUUCGACGAGGAGUGUCCCUGGGGCCAAAAGUGCUGCAGUAAUGGCUGUGGCCACGUCUGCAUGCCAGCCUCUCUGCGAGAGCAUGACACUGUGACUGUGCCCCGGCCCAGUGCUGAGCGGUGCUCAGAGGAGUGUGAGGCCGACUCGCAGUGUCCCUGGGAACAGAGGUGCACCCGCACCUCCUGCGGCCGUGUCUGCGUGGACACUCCUGGAGAUGCUGCGUGAUGGGAGAGCAGCUCCUCUGCAGCAGGAAAAUGCCUUCAUUAGGGGACAUGGGACAGUCACGAGCCCCACCUGGCCUGUCCCCUCCCCACCACUUCCAGCAAUAAAGCGUGUGCUUGACUGCC
Messenger RNA from Parus major (Great Tit), 1865 nucleotides. RefSeq names its product keratin-associated protein 16-1-like. The coding region runs from base 109 to 1743 and encodes 544 amino acids. Gene Ontology annotation, biological process: antibacterial humoral response; innate immune response. Gene Ontology annotation, molecular function: peptidase inhibitor activity. Gene Ontology annotation, cellular component: extracellular region. The record is from RefSeq and is a predicted model, not a curated record. NCBI's taxonomy places the organism in Eukaryota, Metazoa, Chordata, Aves, Passeriformes, Paridae. The transcript has 13 exons.